Molecule: messenger RNA, 573 nt
Organism: Saccoglossus kowalevskii
Lineage: Eukaryota; Metazoa; Hemichordata; Enteropneusta; Harrimaniidae
Source: RefSeq, a predicted model, not a curated record
CUCACAUUGGGAAGCGGUGUCCCGUUUGCACCCAACUUAUGUAUUUCGAUUGUCGUGAACAUUGAACCGAAUCCACGGGUGUUGUUAGUAACAACAUACCAAGCCAUAUUUAUCUAGACAUCCCUGGAAAUGGCGUCUUGUCACGUGAGAGGACCCCAAUUGCUAUCACGUACAGCAUUAUGUGAAUGUGGUCAACCACCGCCAUGGAAUCUAUCCUUACCCCCAUGUAUAAUCGACGCAUCGUUUUUUAAGUGGUAUAUUAUUCUUAUUGGUAUUAUAAGCUUGACUGUAGUGAUAAUUAUUAUUAUAAUAAUUAUUUGGAAAAGGAAAAAGUUUUCUAACUGCGUGCUUUCUGCUCCUUCGGCGACGGGCUCAGACGCACCCCAUAGCGAGAUUCCAACUCCUAUAAAAACAAAAGCGUCGACAACUCAGCCGCCAAAUACUGACGACGAAGAGAUGAACAACUCCACAGUAAGCACUAGCUCGAAGAAAACUGAUGAGUCUUCCGGAUAUUCCAGUCGAACGAAUUUAUCACGAAGUACAGACGGACAAAUGACACCAGUCGAGGUGUGA